AUGGUUCUCGUCGAAGGUUGUGCACAUUACAGUCAGUUGCAGCUCUGGCGAAGCGGCUCUUUGAUGCAGGGGCUAGCAUAUUUUUCUUCUGACCUCAAGAGGGAAACUACGCUGGAGCAUAAGUUUGCUGGAUCUAUCCACCGGUACCACGACGGGACUCCGAUGCUUGUGAAGUUCGGCGCACAUCAAUCUUCCUUGAUUCGCUCAGCUCGAUAUCUGAAGUACGUCGAGGCGACACCUGACAAACAAGGGUAUUGGACGACGCAGUCGUACGAGCAGUACAAAGCAGAGCACCCGCGGAGUUCGCCUUCAAUGGGAGUCACCCAAGUCUUCGGCCAGAGCGCGGUUGUCAACAGCAUUCAGUUUCGCGCGGACGCGCAAGCAGAAGGAUGGGAAGAGGCUAGCAGCACGAGCGAACCGCAGAAAUUCAUUGUCCCCCCGAUGCUGCUGGCCGACGGCCGUGCUACGACUGUUUACGAUGCAGUGGAAAUGGCUUACAGCUCUUCUUUCGACAUUGCUGGCAUCAAGGCGAUGUCUGAGUAUGCCGAGGUUUUGAUUGUCGACGACGUUCCAGACAAUUGCAAUGUGAAUAAGCGGGUGAAGGCUGCCACGGCCGACGCAUUCAAAGACAAUCCGACUAUCCUCUACGACCUGUUCUCGGGAUGCGUUGGCCAUAAAUUGCACGGCAUCUGCACCAAGACCGUGAAAGAGGACAAGCUCGUGGGCCACGUCCACGCCGUGGAGACUGUGAAGCGGGUGCAAGGGCGCCGCGAGAUGUUACUUAGAGCGUUACGUGAGUUGGUAGAUGAGGAGUUAUUGGUCCACCCAGGCGCCCCCCCCGCCGAAUUUGUUGAGCACUCCCGGAACAUCGUCAACAUGACUUUGCGCAGGGACGUCGAUUUCGUCAGGAGUCGACGCGAAGACCACGAAGGUAAACGUGGAUGCACUGUCCUGGAGAACAUACCUGGUUUCCUGGCGAUUGCAAACGGCGAUCCUCGGUGUCCGAGGUGUUCGCGCUGGUGCCAGGGGUGCUGCUUGGACGAGUCAGGCGUGUUCUCCCGGGACGCGGCAGUGUCCAACGUGGUGGCGGCUUUCGUUCAAGUGGGCAUCUUCGGCGGCAUGCUGAAUGUCAUUCCGGCAGCUGGGAGGUGGCACACGUGCGGGCGUGCGCUUGCAGUUCAGACGUACGGGAUUCUGUUCUUCAAUAUUUUACCACGGGCGUGGAGGAAAGCUUUCGGGGAGAAAGAGGUGCCCCGCGAUCUCGGCCACAGCGAGGACUACCACAAGAUCAUCAAGUCCAAGUCUUUCCGGGCGACUCUUUGGCUGAAUGCCCCAGACACACCUGUGAAGUCAGCUGUUACCACUGUUCUCACAGCGUUCGUGGACGGCCUAUUGCAGACGAUGCAGCACGUGGAGGAGAACAGCAGCGACACUGACGAGAGCAAGGCCACCCCGUUGCUGCUCACUCUUUUUAACGAGAACAACCCGAUAUUGAAGUGUCUGCGCGAGUACCACUCCAUCCUCGAGAACCCGCUCGACUCGCACGUGGCUGUCAUCCUCAGGCAUUUCGAACCCAGGGGCCUUGACUACGUCCACAUUUGCAUGCGAUGCAUUGCAUCGGUGUCCCUUGCUUUGGCUGGGCAGGUAUGGCGUUGCAUAUAUUCCGUCCUUGGGGAGUACCCGUAUCGGCUCAUCUUGCGCACCCAGGGCGACCGCGAGACGACGAGGCGAGAGACCGAUGCGCUGUAUCACAAGUGCGAGUGUUGCCUCGACGAUCACUUUACGAAGAAGGCUCGGGCGAUUGGGGGCACGGCGGAUGGCUUCCUGCGGCACGUUGGGCUCAGGGCUGCUAUACGAAGUUGGGCGGCCACUGCGCGGUUGACGAACAUGUGCACAGAGAGGUUGCUUUCAACCGUUCGGCGUGCCAGUCCUCUUCGCAGUCAUGCUGACCGCGUGGUGAGCGCUGGCUUCUUGUCGUUAAUUCAAGCAGCUCAUCGCGCCGCAGGGGGGAACGACAUCAACGUGUGUUACAGGCGCAACUUGUUGGCAGCCGGCGCCCCCAUCUGCGCCGCAAGGCGGCGGCGCCGCGAGGUCGACCGCUCGCGUCGCCAGCGCGCGGCGGGGGACUUCGUCAUGUGGGCGAACAAGAAGAUGAAGGCAGAGCGCUUGCGCCUCGGCCAGCGCAGACUGGGAGAUCGUGAAGCGCACAGGCGUCGGCUCGAGCGCCUCAGGAAGGAGUGCGACGACCUGAAGGUUCGCUUGGCCGUUCUCGGGGAGCAGCCCGAGGAGAAGCACGACCUCGCUGUUUUGUAUUCUGAGAAGAUCGGCACCAACUUAUGGAACUGCUCGUCGGUGGACACCCUCUUGCGAGAAGACGUCAUCCAGGCCGAGUGCGAACGGGCUGCCCCGUCUCAUCCAGGAAUGCUCGGUGGAUUGACCGAACGCCUGUCGCAGGUCCGAUCGCAGUUCUCGGCGGAUACCUUCGCGCGGCUCAAGGAGAACGACACCAUACCGACGAAUAAGAAGUUCAAAGUUCAUGUCCCCUGCGGCCUGAUGCACCCGGGCGUCUGUCGUCAAGACCUGACGCCCGACGUCGUUCGCGCGAACAGCGAGUUGGCGCUGAAUUUGUUCAGGGAGGAGUCUGGCGCGCUGGUCGCAGUGGAGGCCCUCUAUUCGGACAGAGGCCCCGUGGUCUUGCAUGCGGUGAAGAUGUUCUCCGAGGGCGAACACGGCGUGGUGCUGGCCAGAGUCGUGCGCACUGAGCUGGAGUUCGCGCCGUUCAGGAUCGACUUCGGCGAGCAUUGCGAGGGCUACAUGAUGGGCCCAGCCUUUCUGCGCCAGCUCUGGUCUGGGGGGGCGCCGAUCGAAGUGUCGCUGAUCGUCUUCGAGGAUGGUGAUGCUGUGAAGUGGCCGGAGGGCCACCGCAUCGAGGCGGAUGCCGACGAUGCGAUGCAGGCGUAUGAGGCCGAGUUCUUGGCAGAGUACUUGGCCUCGCACAAGGGCAAAAAAAACUUGGACCCCAACGCGACUCCGGACUCCGACUACGACGGGGAGAUCGGCGCCAUAGACUCCUUGCUGCAGCAGAAGAAAAAGUUGAUGGCGCGCCGUGGGUCGGCGUUCCGCCUGGGGCUAAACCUGAUGGAGUUGCCGCAGCAGUUCCACCUGAUGGAGCAGCCGAUUCACUUCCACCUGAUGGGCUUCCACUUGAUGGUCCAGGUGCCCCGCCUGCUGGAGUUCCACCUGGCGAUGGUGAAGUUCCACCUGAUGGAUCAGCUGACGCAGUUCCACCUGAGGGCGUUCCAGAUGGGCCUCCACCUGGUGGCGCCCCGCCUGCUGGAGUUCCACUGGGUGAAGUUCUACCUGAUGGACCAGCUGCUGCAGUUCCACCUGAUGGGGCAGCUGAUGCAGUUCCACCUGAGGGCGUUCCAGAUGGGCCUCCACCUGGUGGCGCCCCGCCUGCUGAAGUUCCACUGGAUGAAGUUCUACCUGAUGGACCAGCUGCUGCAGUUCCACCUGAUGGGGCAGCUGAUGCACUUCCACCUGAUGCCAAAGGCUGCGGCCAAGGCGAAGGUCCUUGUGGGCGGAUGGGAGGUCUUGAGCGUGCCAGGGGGGGCCAUCCAUUUCAACCCUUUGCUUGGCAAGCUCAACGCUCAUUGCAGCAGGCAUUCGCACGUCGGAUUCAAGUGCAAGUGCGAUAGGACAAUCAUUACCAAACACCGCAGCAGUGGUCGACCUCUCGGCUUGCUCAUGGCAUGGCUACAGUUACACAUGCACAUUCCUGCAGAGAAGGAGAGGUUGCGACAGGAGGCGGCCCACGAGGAGCGAGUGGCUGGACGCAAGAUAUUCGUGGACCGAUUGCCCGAGCUCAGCCCUGAUGAGCUCGACCUCGCUCAUCGGAUUUUACGAGCGGAGCGCGCGGAGAAUCCGCUGCUGGACAUGGGUGGUGAGCCGAAGUUCUCGCCGUGA
This is a messenger RNA of Prorocentrum cordatum, 3966 nucleotides long. The record is from the annotation of a GenBank genome assembly. Lineage: Eukaryota; Dinophyceae; Prorocentrales; Prorocentraceae.